CUCUCUGAAAUAAAAAAAGAUUUAAAAAAAAAUUAGCCACAGUAACACACCUAUAAGUAUUAACAAUAAUUCCUUAAUAUGAUAAAAUAUUCAGUGCUCAAAUUUCUCUUGUUUCAUAAAUUCUUUUUAUAAUUGGUUUGUUCAUAUCAGUAAUCAGACAAGGACCACACUUUGCAUUUUCUUGCUGUGUCUUUUUAAUUUUUUAAUAGCUUUAUUUUAAAAUAAUUUCAAGCUUAGAGAAAAGUUAUAACACAUAGAACUCAUAUAUUGUUCACCUGGAUUCACCAAUAAUUAACAUUUGCCACAUUUGCUUUGUCGUUAUCUCUAUAUAUAUCAUCUUAACCUUUUGAGACUAAAUUGCAGCCAUGAUGCCACUUUAGAUUUAAAUACUUCAGUGUAUAUUUUCUAAGAACAAGGAGCUUCUGUUACAUAACCACUGUUCUACUACCAAGAUCAGAACAUCUAAUGCUGAUAUGUUACUCUUACCUAACUUAUAGUACAUGUUCCAAUUUUGCCAGUUGUCCCAAUAAUAUCCAUUAUAGCAUUCUAGGGUCAUACAUUGUAUUUUGGUGUGCUGUCACUUUCUUUAAUUUGAAACAGAUACUUUUUCUGUAUCUUUCAUGACCUUAAACACUGACAGGCCAGUUAUUUUGUAGACUGUCUUUCAAUUUGGAUUGUAUGAAGUUUCUUCAUGAUUAGACUGAGAUUAUUCAUUUUUGGCAUGAAAACCAUAGAAGUGAUGCUAUAGGCUUUUCAGUACAUCACAUCAGAGGCAUGUAGUAUCAGGUAUCAGUUUAUAGUACAUAUUAACUUUGAUAAGUUGGUUAAGGUGGUAUCCUCCAGAAUUUCCUACAGUUACUAUUUUCUCUAAUUAAUAAAUAUUUUGAACCUAUGUAAAUAUCUUCUUUCUUGUGAAAAUUUUACCUCUGCUUUUAGCAUCCAUUGAUGAUACUUGCCUGGAUUAUUACUCCCGUCAUUCCUUCUGCAUUUAUUAGUUGGCAUUCCACUGUACAGAAGAGCUUUCUCUUCUCUAUUAUAGGUUGGAAAGAUGUAUGAGCAUUGUGACAUCGAUGACUACUGGUGUCUCAGAGAGAGAGGCAAAUGAUGCCCUUAAUGCCUACGUAUGCAAAGGUCCCCCUCAGCAUGAGGAAGUCUGUCUGGGUCUCUUCACCCUUGUCCUCACUGAACCUGCUCAAGCCCAGAAGUGUUACCGGGACUUGGCUCUGGUGAGUCGUGAUGGCAUGAAUAUUGUCUUGAAUAAAAUCAACCAGAUACUUAUGGAGAAGUACUUGAAGUUGCAAGACACCUGCCGUACUCAGUUGGUGUGGUUGGUACGGGAACUAGUGAAGAGUGGGGUUCUGGGAGCUGAUGGUGUAUGCAUGACAUUCAUGAAGCAGAUUGCUGGUGGGGAUGUUACGGCAAAAAAUAUCUGGUUGGCAGAAAGUGUCCUGGAUAUCCUGACAGAGCAGAGGGAGUGGGUAUUGAAGAGCAGCAUCCUCAUUGCCAUGGCCGUUUACACAUACCUCCGCCUGAUUGUCGACCACCACGGGACCGCCCAGCUUCAGGCCCUGCGGCAGAAGGAGGUGGACUUCUGCAUCUCACUGCUUCGGGAACGGUUCAUGGAAUGUUUGAUGAUUGGCCGGGACCUUGUAAGACUACUUCAGAAUGUUGCCAGGAUACCAGAAUUUGAACUGCUUUGGAAAGAUAUUAUUCAUAACCCUCAGGCCUUGAGUCCUCAGUUCACAGGUAUCCUGCAGCUUCUUCAGUCAAGGACAUCCAGAAAAUUCCUAGCGUGUCGUCUAACCCCAGACAUGGAGACUAAACUCCUCUUCAUGACCUCCCGGGUUCGGUUUGGUCAACAAAAGCGAUACCAGGAUUGGUUCCAGCGUCAGUACCUGUCAACUCCAGACAGUCAGUCUCUGCGCUGUGACCUCAUUCGCUACAUCUGUGGGGUUGUCCACCCUUCUAAUGAAGUGCUGAGUUCAGAUAUCUUGCCCCGAUGGGCCAUCAUUGGUUGGCUGCUGACAACAUGCACGUCAAAUGUCGCUGCCUCUAAUGCCAAGCUGGCUUUGUUUUACGACUGGCUGUUCUUUAGCCCAGACAAGGAUAGCAUUAUGAACAUAGAGCCAGCCAUUCUGGUCAUGCAUCACUCCAUGAAGCCCCACCCAGCCAUCACUGCCACACUCCUGGACUUCAUGUGCCGUAUCAUUCCCAACUUCUAUCCACCACUGGAGGGCCAUGUACGGCAGGGUGUCUUUUCCUCCCUCAACCACAUUGUGGAGAAACGGGUGUUGGCGCAUUUGGCUCCCCUGUUUGACAACCCUAAAUUGGAUAAGGAGCUGCGGGCAAUGCUGAGGGAGAAGUUUCCUGAGUUCUGCAGUUCACCCAGCCCACCUGUGGAAGUCAAAAUUGAGGAGCCAGUUUCCAUGGAGAUGGACAACCAUAUGUCAGACAAGGAUGAGAGUUGCUAUGACAAUGCAGAAGCAGCCUUUAGUGAUGAUGAGGAGGAUCUCAACAGCAAAGGAAAGAAGAGAGAGUUUCGCUUCCACCCUAUCAAGGAGACAGUUGUGGAGGAGCCAGUUGAUAUCACCCCUUACCUUGACCAGCUGGAUGAGUCCCUAAGGGACAAAGUACUCCAACUACAGAAGGGCAGUGAUACAGAAGCCCAGUGUGAGGUCAUGCAGGAAAUUGUGGACCAGGUCCUGGAGGAAGACUUUGACUCAGAGCAGCUGUCUGUCCUUGCAUCCUGCCUACAGGAGCUCUUCAAGGCCCACUUCCGAGGGGAGGUGCUUCCCGAGGAGGUCACGGAGGAGUCCCUGGAGGAAUCUGUGGGGAAGCCUCUAUACCUAAUAUUUAGGAACCUAUGCCAGAUGCAGGAAGACAACAGCAGUUUCUCUCUGCUUCUGGACCUUCUCUCCGAGCUAUAUCAGAAGCAGCCCAAGAUUGGCUACCACUUGCUCUACUACCUAAGGGCCAGCAAAGCCGCCGCAGGGAAGAUGAACUUGUACGAGUCAUUUGCCCAGGCCACCCAGCUGGGUGAUCUGCACACCUGCUUAAUGAUGGACAUGAAGGCCUGCCAGGAGGACGACGUGCGACUGCUGUGCCACCUCACACCCUCCAUCUACACAGAGUUUCCAGAUGAGACCUUGCGGAGCGGGGAGCUGCUGAACAUGAUUGUGGCUGUUAUUGACUCUGCACAGCUCCAGGAGCUGGUCUGCCAUGUGAUGAUGGGGAACCUGGUCAUGUUUCGAAAAGACUCAGUCCUCAACAUACUCAUCCAAAGCCUAGACUGGGAAACCUUUGAGCAGUACUGUGCCUGGCAGCUCUUCCUGGCCCACAACAUACCCCUAGAGACCAUCAUCCCUAUUUUGCAGCACCUCAAAUACAAGGAGCAUCCAGAGGCAUUGUCCUGCCUUCUUCUUCAGCUCCGGAGAGAGAAGCCCAGCGAGGAGAUGGUAAAGAUGGUGCUGAGCCGGCCCUGCCACCCUGACGACCAGUUCACCACCAGCAUCCUGCGACACUGGUGCAUGAAGCACGAUGAGCUGCUGGCGGAGCACAUCAAGUCCCUGCUCAUCAAGAACAACAGCCUCCCACGCAAGAGGCAGAGCCUGAGGAGCUCCAGCAGCAAGCUGGCCCAGCUGACUCUGGAGCAGAUCCUGGAGCACUUGGACAACCUGCGUCUCAACCUGACCAACACUAAGCAGAACUUUUUUAGCCAGACCCCAAUUCUCCAGGCUCUGCAGCACGUCCAGGCGAGCUGUGACGAAGCCCACAAGAUGAAGUUCAGCGACCUCUUCUCCCUGGCAGAGGAAUAUGAGGACUCUUCCACCAAGCCACCCAAGAGCCGGCGAAAAGCAGCUCUCUCCAGCCCCCGGAGUCGAAAGAAUGCCACACAGCCCCCCAACACGGAAGAAGAGUCUGGUUCUAGCAGUGCCUCAGAGGAAGAAGACACAAAACCGAAGCCCACCAAGCGGAAACGGAAAGGGUCCUCUGCAGUGGGGUCUGACAGUGACUGAGUCUCGUGCUCCCAUCCCACUCCUAGUUGGACUACCCUCUCCUCCUUGGUGAAUCAAAGGUUUAAUAGGGGCUGGGGAGAUAGUAGGGGAAACAUCCUCUCUCUCCAUCCCAAAACUCACCUGGUGGGAAGCCUGAUAAGCUGCCAUGCAGCCCCCAGUCCCUCCUCCCCCCUCCCGGGGGCCUCCAGCCCCAUCACACUGCUGCUCCCACCAAUACUUGGGUUCCCACUGAAGCCAGAGGCUGUGCAAAACCUGGACUGCGGUGGAAGUCCUCAGGUCCCUGCCCCCUCCCUCAGCCUCCCAAAGAGCUAUUUAAACCAAGAAGAGAAAUAGCAAAGGGGCAGCUGGCCAGAGAGACAAGGAUGAGAGGAAAGACAAGGAUGCUGGUGUCCCUUCUGCCAACCCCCUUUAGGUCUUGAUUUACCCUGAACAGGCAUUUUAUAGUUGCUCUCCAUACACCCGUAUGAAAUGGGCAUCUGUGACAAUGCUGGGCUGCCUAUUUCUUUCCAUGGGGCAAAUGCCAGAAGGGUUCAGGAAGGAACCUGAGAGGGAGACCGCAGCCCCACCUGGUGUGCCCUGGAGGCUUGUGUUGGCCUGAGGUUGGCACCUCAAGCUGGGCCAGAGCCCUAGGGAGUCUGAGAGACAACGUUCCAUAGAACUGUCACAUGGUCCUGUUUCCUUGGUUGUCGUCUUUGGGGUUUUUUGGCAGAGAUAAUCGUGUUUUAAAAGUUGUUUUUAAAUGACAAUAAAACAAGCCAGAACCUCUUU
This is a messenger RNA of Miniopterus natalensis, 4784 nucleotides long. RefSeq names its product integrator complex subunit 3 (gene INTS3). Lineage: Eukaryota; Metazoa; Chordata; Mammalia; Chiroptera; Miniopteridae. The record is from RefSeq and is a predicted model, not a curated record. Gene Ontology annotation, cellular component: cytoplasm.